Zingiber officinale is the source of this 1893-nucleotide messenger RNA. RefSeq names its product alpha-humulene synthase-like. Gene Ontology annotation, molecular function: terpene synthase activity; magnesium ion binding. Bases 64 to 1725 code for a protein of 553 amino acids. The transcript is spliced from 7 exons. Gene Ontology annotation, biological process: diterpenoid biosynthetic process. The record is from RefSeq and is a predicted model, not a curated record. Lineage: Eukaryota; Viridiplantae; Streptophyta; Magnoliopsida; Zingiberales; Zingiberaceae.
AUUAGCUAGGCACCCAGUGCAAAAGUGAGCAAGUACUCAAGUCGUCACACUUGCUAAUCACUGAUGGAGAGGCAGUCGAUGAUCCUUGUUGGUGAUGAUAAGGAAGAGAUAAUUAUUCGUAAGUCAGCUGAAUAUCACCCUACUGUUUGGGGUGACUAUUUCAUCCGGAACUACUCUUGUUUGCCCCUCGAAGAAGAAAAGGAGUACAUGAUAAAGAGGGUGGAAGAGUUAAAAGAUCGAGUGAGAAACCUAUUCGAAGAAACACAUGACGUAUUGCAAAUUAUGAUUUUGGUUGAUUCGAUUCAACUUCUUGGAUUGGAUUAUCAUUUUGAGAAAGAAAUAACUGCGGCACUAAGAUUGAUUUACGAAGCUGAUGUUAAGAAUUACGGGCUUUAUGAAGUUUCUCUUCGAUUUAGAUUGCUUAGGCAACAUGGAUAUACUUUGUCUCCAGAUGUUUUUAACAAGUUCAAAGAUGCUAAAGGAAGAUUUUUGUCGGCCUUGAAUGGAGAUGCAAAGGGACUACUAAGCUUAUACAACGCGGCUUAUCUCGGAACACAUGAAGAGAUGAUACUUGACGAAGCUAUUUCUUUUACGAAGUGCCAACUUGAAUCUAUGUUGGGUGAACUUGAACCACCUUUAGCAACAGAGGUGUCUCUUUUCCUUGAAACGCCACUAUAUCGAAGGACUAGAAGAUUCUUGGUGAGAAAAUAUAUACCUAUUUAUCAAGAGAAAGUGAUGCGAAAUGAUACUAUAUUAGAACUUGCAAAGUUAGAUUUCAAUCUACUACAAUCUCUUCAUCAAGAGGAAGUGAAGAAAAUUACAAUAUGGUGGAAUGAUUUAGCACUGAUUGAGUCUUUAAAAUUUGCCCGUGAUCGAGUGGUGGAAUGUUAUUAUUGGAUAGUCGGAGUGUAUUUUGAAUCUCAAUACUCUUAUCCACGGAUAAUUACUUGCAAAGUUAUUUCCCUCAUGUCAAUUAUGGAUGACAUCUAUGAUAACUACAGCACAUUGGAAGAGAGUCGACUAUUGACUGAGGCAAUCGAAAGGUGGGAACCUCAAGCUGUUGAACAUGUACCAGAAUACUUAAAAGACUUUUAUCUCAAGCUGUUAAAGACUUACAAAGAUUUUGAAGAUGAACUAGAACCCAAUAAGAAAUAUCGCAUACCAUAUCUUCACAAGGAGAUAAAAGAUCUAUCAAGAUCUUAUUUCCAAGAAGUUAAAUGGUGUGCUGAAGGAUAUGUGCCAACACUGGAGGAGCAUCUGCGUGUUUCAUUGAAAUCCACCGGGUAUCCUGCGAUUACAUGUGUCUCUUUCGUAGGUCUGGGAGAAGAUGCAACAAAAGAGGCAUUUGAAUGGGUUACUAGUUUCCCCAAGAUCCUUAAAUCAUGCACUAUAAUUACUAGACUUAUGGAUGAUAUAGCAUCACACGAGCGGGAGCAAGAAAGAGACCAUGUCGCUUCGACAGUUGAAAGUUACAUGAAAGAAUACGGUACAAGCAAAAAAGUGGCACAUGAGAAAUUGCAAGUGGUGGUGGAACAAGCAUGGAAGGAUAUAAACAAGGAAUGCCUCCAUCCAACAACGCAAGUAGCUCGAACUUUAAUUGAAAUAAUAUUGAACCUUUCAAGAACCAUGGAAGACAUAUACAAGUACAACGAUACCUAUACCAAUUCCAACACUAGGAUGAAAGAUAACAUCUCUCUCAUAUUGGUUGAAUCCUUCCCUAUUUAAGAGUAUUGACCAGUACUCUUCUAUAAAUAAAUGUCAGGAAUUAAGAAGAGUAUGUCUUAUCAGGGCAAUGCCUUAAUAUAUAUGUGAUUUGAGAAAUAAAUAAACUAAUAAUAUUGUGAAAUUGCUACUAUCUUUUAGAUUAACGAGUCUAUUUUAUUUUAUUUUUUA